Tripterygium wilfordii is the source of this 387-nucleotide messenger RNA. Its product is annotated as two-component response regulator 24-like. Lineage: Eukaryota; Viridiplantae; Streptophyta; Magnoliopsida; Celastrales; Celastraceae. The record is from RefSeq and is a predicted model, not a curated record. Gene Ontology annotation, biological process: phosphorelay signal transduction system. The transcript has 2 exons. The coding region runs from base 1 to 387 and encodes 128 amino acids.
AUGCCUUCACCACCGGGGAAAUCUGCAAGGAAGAUAACAGCAUUGGUGGUGGACGACGACAUGACCAACCGGAUAAUUCACCACAAGCUCUUGAAAAGCCUUGGCAUAAAGAACCAGGUGGUGAUGAACGGAAAAGAAGCUGUUGAUGCUCUUUCUUCCGGACAAAUCUUUGACCUCAUUCUGAUGGACAUGGAUAUGCCUGUCAUGAAUGGCAUUGAGGCAACAAGGAAACUUCGUGCCAUGGGUAUUCGCAGCGUGAUUGCAGGCGUAUCCAGUCGUUCAGAGGAAGGAGAAGUGCGAGAAUUUAUUGAAGCUGGGCUUGAUGACUAUCAACAGAAGCCUUUGACCACUACUAAGCUCUUCUCAAUCCUCCAUAAGCUGGCCUAA